AUGCUCGUCGAAGCCGGAUUCAGAGAGCGGUGCGCCGUCGGGAGUGACGAAGGCCAACGCGUCCGCGCCUGCCGGGCCGCCAACGCGGGCUCUCAUUUCCAGGUAGCGGCGUUUCAGGCUGACGCCCUCGGCCCCGGCGAUGGCGGUGCCUUCCAGCGCCUGAACGGUCAUUGCCACCAGCACGGACUUGGCAACGCCUUGCACCAACAGGGCACGCAGCAGCGCCUCUUGCCGCCCCUGAAACGCCUUGCGCCGAAAGGUCGUGCGCAGGCUGGCGAGAGCGUCGUCUUCUCCCGCCUCGCCGAAGGCGGCGCCGAAAUCGAGGCCCUCGGCGACCCCCCGAUUGACCUGAUCUGCGCACAUGUGCGCCUGUAG
Molecule: messenger RNA, 375 nt
Organism: Geodia barretti
Lineage: Eukaryota; Metazoa; Porifera; Demospongiae; Tetractinellida; Geodiidae
Source: the annotation of a GenBank genome assembly